This is a messenger RNA of Gamsiella multidivaricata, 995 nucleotides long. RefSeq lists its product as uncharacterized. Bases 59 to 826 code for a protein of 255 amino acids. NCBI's taxonomy places the organism in Eukaryota, Fungi, Mortierellomycota, Mortierellomycetes, Mortierellales, Mortierellaceae. The record is from RefSeq and is a predicted model, not a curated record. The transcript has a single exon.
AUCCGAAGGAAGCAAUAAUAACAGAAACAGAAGAGAGAAACAGGCGUGGAGGCAGAGGAUGAUCCAAAGAGGGAUCAGGAUUCCCACAUUCGCCAACAACAACAAUAACAACAGCAGCAACAACAACAACAACAACAACAACAACAACAGCAGCAACAACAAUAACAGCAAUUUUAUUACUACUAUCGCCAAUCACCACUACCGCCGCUCAUUGGUUUGCUUGCUGCUGGAUCAACUUUUGCAAUCCCCUCAUGGAAGAUCUCUCUUGCCACGAGGCAAAGACCGUUGGGCAGUGAUUCUGAUCAUUUUGAUCGGCUUGCGACUUGCACUUUGCUGGCGGUGUCUGUUGUUUGUGUUUAUGGGCUAUAUGGGUGCAGUGUGGCCAUAUGAGGGAAGAGGUGAGGAUGAGGAACAGGAAGGCACCAACAUCCUCUCUCUUUUCUCUCUCUCUUUCUCUCUCUUUCUUUCUUUCUUUCUUUCUUUCUUCUCCUUCCCUCUCUUUUCCCCUUUCCCCUUUCCCCUUUCAUUUCCUCCCUUCCGCUCCUCCUCGCAGUCUGAUUCUUUUUUCUUUUUUUUUUUCCCCCUCUUCUUCUCAUCACCAUCGCCAUCACCAUCGCCAUCGCGACCACCAUUGAAUCCAAUUGAAUCGAAUCCAACUGCUGGCAGAGGAUCACUUCUCACUUCUCACUCUCACGCAGACAAACCACCACUUUGCUUAUUCGUUUUAUUUUUAUACUCGCAACAUAGACUUCUCCGCUGCACUCUCUCGACCCAACUCUGCUCAACUCACGUUUUCAUUCCACCUGCCAACUGUUUUCCCCUCUAGUCCCUCGUACUACAUACAUACACACUUCGCACACACACUCCAUACACUCAUUGCAACCACAUUCGCACCUCACUCAUCCCACUGCUUUUCUGGAUUGUGUCCUGACUCUCCCUCCUUUUCUCUUUCUCUCUCGUUCUCUCGUUCUCUCUUUCUCUUUCUCUCUUUACAG